Aspergillus clavatus NRRL 1 is the source of this 1059-nucleotide messenger RNA. Its product is annotated as dihydroorotase. The record is from RefSeq and is a predicted model, not a curated record. Gene Ontology annotation, biological process: 'de novo' pyrimidine nucleobase biosynthetic process; pyrimidine nucleotide biosynthetic process. Gene Ontology annotation, cellular component: cytoplasm. Gene Ontology annotation, molecular function: dihydroorotase activity. Bases 1 to 1059 code for a protein of 352 amino acids. The transcript has 6 exons. Lineage: Eukaryota; Fungi; Ascomycota; Eurotiomycetes; Eurotiales; Aspergillaceae.
AUGAACCUCAAGGAGACCACCCGUCUGGAGCUGCCGGCAGCUGCCGACAUGCAUGUCCAUCUCCGUCAAGGCAAGAUGAUGGAAUUGGUUGUGCCUCAGAUUCGCAAGGGUGGUGUUGACACUGUCUUUGUCAUGCCCAACCUGGUCCCUCCCGUUACUAGUGUGGCGCAGGCUUCCGAGUACAAGGCUCAACUGGAGGCGAUUGACCCGAAUGUGAACUAUUUGAUGUCGCUCUACUUGAAUAUAGAGGCUGCCGCUGCUGGUAUCACCGGUGUCAAGGUGUAUCCCCAGGGUGUCACCACUAACUCUGCUGCCGGUGUCACCAACUUCGAGGACUUCUUCCCCGUCCUCGCUGAGAUGGAGAAGCUCGAUAUGGUGCUCAACCUCCACGGCGAGGUCCCCGGCUCCGCCCAGUCGGACGUCAACGAUAUGAACGCCGAGGAGAAGUUCCUGCCCACGCUGAAGAUGCUCAACGAGAAGUUCCCCAAGCUGCGCAUCAUUCUCGAGCACUGCAGCACUGAGGCAGCCCUAGAGGCCGUCCGCUCCUGCACUGAUUCCGUUGCAGCCACCAUCACCGCUCACCAUCUGUAUCUCACCCACCACAGCUGUUCGAACCCCUUGGCGUUCUGCAAGCCCCUUCCCAAGACCUCCAAGGACCGGGAUGCCCUGAUCCGCGCCGUCUGCAGCGGCGAGUCCAAGUUCUUCUUUGGAAGCGACAGCGCUCCCCAUCCCCGGGCAGCCAAGCAGGGCGGUGCCGAUGGGACCGCCAAGCCCCCUGCUGGUGUCUUUACUCAGCCCUUCGUCGUCCAGUACGUCCUGCUGGCGCUGGAGGAGGGAGUUGAGCGCGGUGUCAUCACAAAUGAUGACAUCACGCAGGAGAAGCUGGAGAAUUUCCUGAGCGUAUAUGGACGCAACUUCUACAAGCUGCCGCAGACGAAGAACCGCAUCGUGCUGGAGAGGAAGGGAGAGGUGAUUCCCGAGAGUGUGAAGAGUGAGGAGGUCGAGAUCGCCUGUUCGAGAGGAGGUGAUCAGGUCUUCAGCCUGAGCUGGAAGAACUAG